AUGAGCGAGUCAGAGGAAGAGGCAGACAAAGGCCUCCUAGGCGCAUGCUUUAGUCUCAAGGAUGGCUCAAUGUGGCAGGUUGUUGAGCCAUUGUCUGAACUGAAGUAUCAGCGAAACAUUUCGCCGUUCGAGGCUCGACAGGUCUUUACGUGCGUUCUUCGUAAAGACCCAGCUCACAGGUACACUGGCAUACAAGAGGCUGUUGUAAAGGUGAAGUACCAGAUUCGCGGAACACAGGACACCAUCAGCGAGUACGAAGAUGACAUUAGAAUGUGGGCGCUCGCAGUGGAGGAAUCUCCAGACAACGAACGCUUUGCCGACAAUCUAGCCGAUGCUCAGGAAGGCCUUAGGGCUGCUAUAGAGCCACGCUACACGCCUCACUGCUACACCAUUAACGAGGUGCAAGCACUCAAGCAUCUAACUGCAGAGGGUUGUGCCUAUACCCCGCAGUUCCUAGGAUUCACUUUAUACACUGUAGAUGAUGAAAUCGACGAGAUUGCAAUGCCCGGUGGCUACAUUGCUUUCCUCGUCAUGACGAAACUACCGGGCCGGUCGAAGUCUUACGAUUACGAGUAUUGGAAGCUCCCGCGCUUACUUGUCAAACCUUCCCCCCCCGGGGCGAUGCUGAACAUUGGUAGAAACGUCUGGGCGCUCGGUAUCGACCCUCGUGACCGCGCUACACGGAAUAUCAUGUGGGAUGAGGAAAGCAAGAAAUGUUACAUUGUCGACUUUGAAGACUACGAGGUCAUAGACCUUGAAAAGCCGGAAGAGAUGCCGUCAUUCGGUGACUGGGUUUACCAAAGUUGGGGUCUCGCCGCCAUCCCAACAGCCAUCGGCACCAGCGUCGGUGCCGCAGAAGCCAUCCGCCAACAGGACGUCCUCGACGAAGAAGCCGAAUCCGAUGAACGCCAACAUCCAUUCCACCUAGACGUAUACUGCGAUGCGCAAUCUCGCAAACGCGAUGAGGUGCACGGAAGCAUGGUAGUUCUGAAAGACGGCAAGCUCCGCCUCUGGCCCCAAGAUCCGAAAACAAAGCUCCCGAAACCGCAUCCCGAUGGGUCGCCGGCACCGCAUCCAUUCACGGGGUUUUACUACCCCUUCCCGGUAGACGAACUCCCGAACAGACCCAUUCCGGCGGUGCCAGUGCUGGGUUUGGUCAGCACCGUUCCUCCUGAUCCCAAACACUCGUUUUCCUCCAAUUCCAGGUCUGGAAAGCCAAAAUUGAACUGGGUAUAUGUGGAUAAGCAUACAAGAGAAGUGAGGUAUGGACCGCGAACUGAAGCAAGGCAGCACAUCAUUGGGCCGUGGGACUGGACAGAGGAAGACGAGCAGGGACUCACGCUCGGUGGGGAGGAGAGCUUGGUUGUUGUCGAGGAGGAGAAGGGCGGGUAUGGCUGGGCGAUCUACUAUGACCAGGAAGAUAACAGGUUGAAGAAGUACGAGGUCGGAAAGACAAAGCGCGUACUGCGAUGCAGUCUCGAGCGAAGAGUGAUUGACGAAGAAGAUGUGGUCUAG
Westerdykella ornata is the source of this 1515-nucleotide messenger RNA. RefSeq lists its product as uncharacterized. The record is from RefSeq and is a predicted model, not a curated record. NCBI's taxonomy places the organism in Eukaryota, Fungi, Ascomycota, Dothideomycetes, Pleosporales, Sporormiaceae. The transcript is spliced from 6 exons. Bases 1 to 1515 code for a protein of 504 amino acids.